GCAUCGCAUAUGAUCAUUUCUUUGGUUGAAAACUAUCCGGAAUAUCUAGUAAUAAAUCUAGACAAGCUCGAUUACUGCGCUAGCUUGAAAAACCUUGAUUCGGUUUCAGAUCAUCCGAACUACAAGUUCUUACAGGGAGACAUCUGCGAUGUGCAUUUUGUAAAACAUCUCUUUGAAGUAGAACACAUAGAUGUGGUCUUCCACUUUGCCGCACAGACCCAUGUAGAUUUGUCUUUUUCAGAAUCCCUUAAAUUUGCCUAUGUUAAUACAUAUGGUACACACAUUCUACUUGGUGCGGCUUAUGAAGCUGGGGUUGGAAAGUUUGUCUACAUAAGUACGGAUGAAGUCUAUGGUGGUAGUCUUGUUGAGGAAUUUGAUGAAACUUCACCAAAACGGCCAACAAAUCCGUACGCAUCGUCCAAAGCAGCUGCAGAAAGCUUUGUGCUGUCUUUCUGGGAAAGAUACAAGUUUCCAGUUGUUAUCACCCGAAGUAGCAAUGUCUAUGGACCACACCAGUACCCAGAAAAAGUCAUACCCAAGUUUAUUUCUCUGCUGCAACGUAACAGAAAAUGCUGCAUCCAUGGAAGUGGAAGACAGACCAGGAGUUUCCUAUAUGCCUCUGAUGUUGUAGAAGCAUUGCUGACAAUCUUAAAGCUUGGGAAGGCUGGAGAAAUUUACAACAUUGGUUCAAGUUUUGAAAUAUCUGUGUCCCAGCUUGCUAAAGAAUUAAUCCAAAUGAUUCAACAUACAUCUUCAGACACCGAAACAGAGUACUGGAUGGAUUAUGUGAAUGACAGGCCUAUCAAUGACCUUCGAUAUGCAAUGAAGUCAGAAAAAAUGCACAGUUUAGGGUGGAGGCCUAAAGUACAUUGGAAAGAAGGCAUUGAACAAACAGUUGCAUGGUACAAAGAUAAUUUCCACAACUGGAAGAAUGCUGAGCAUGCAUUGGAACCAUUCUGUUGAUGUACAAAGUAUAGAUCUUAUGGAGAGAACAGAGGGUUGUGGAAACAAAAACACUUAGUGAUAUAA
Nanorana parkeri is the source of this 1029-nucleotide messenger RNA. RefSeq names its product TDP-glucose 4,6-dehydratase (gene TGDS). Lineage: Eukaryota; Metazoa; Chordata; Amphibia; Anura; Dicroglossidae. Gene Ontology annotation, biological process: nucleotide-sugar metabolic process. The record is from RefSeq and is a predicted model, not a curated record. The transcript is spliced from 11 exons. The coding region runs from base 10 to 963 and encodes 317 amino acids. Gene Ontology annotation, molecular function: dTDP-glucose 4,6-dehydratase activity.